AUGUCUUCAAUUAACAAUGUCGCAGUAGUUGGAGCCUCAGGAACCGUCGGCAUCCCCAUCACCACCGCCCUUCUCUCCGCCGGCUUCCAGGUAACCGCCAUCACCAGCUCAACAUCCACAUCCACAUUCCCCCCCAGCGUCACCAUCGCGCGAGUAAACUACCGCACAUACACACCAAACUCCAACCCCUUCAUCGCAGCCUUCCGCAACCAAGACGCCGUCAUCUGCGCCAUCACCACAGAAGCAACGGGCGCGCAGCAGAAACGCAUCAUCGACGCCGCAGUCGCCACGCGAGUCCCCCGCUUCAUGCCUUCUGAAUUCGGCAUCGACUUGGCCGGGGCCCGUGGUACGAAGAUCGGAGCGCUGCUGGGGCAGAAAAGAGAGAUUAUCGAGUUUCUUGGGGAGCUAGCGGGCAAGUAUACUUGGUUUACGUGGACGGCGCUUUCGACGGGGUCGUUUAUUGAUUGGAGUCUCAAAACCAACAUGUUCGGGAUAAAUUUCCAGAACAAAUCGGCUAGGAUCUACGAUUCUGGAAACAAGUUGUACUCCCCCAGCACGCUGUCUUUCGUCGGGAAAGCAGUCGCUGCAGUCUUGAGGAAACCUGCCGAGACAGCUAACAAGUAUCUGACGGUUGCUUCAUGCACUACCUCGCAGCGCGAAAUCUUAGAGAUUGUCGAGGAGGAGAUGGGUGAGAGGUUCCAGGUUAUCCCGGUUGCGACUUCCGACUUGGAGAAGAUUGGGGACCAGAAGAUGGCUAGGGGUGACAGUAGCGCUUUUGUUGAAUAUCUUAUUCGGCAUGUAUUUGGCGAUGGGGCGGGAGGCGCUAUUGAGGAUAAUGCUGCGGAGUGCCUAGGGUUGGAGGAGGAGGAUUUGCGGACUAUUGUUAGGAGGGUUUUGAGCGAGUUGUGA
This is a messenger RNA of Lachnellula hyalina, 909 nucleotides long. RefSeq lists its product as uncharacterized. NCBI's taxonomy places the organism in Eukaryota, Fungi, Ascomycota, Leotiomycetes, Helotiales, Lachnaceae. The record is from RefSeq and is a predicted model, not a curated record. Bases 1 to 909 code for a protein of 302 amino acids. The transcript has 3 exons. Gene Ontology annotation, molecular function: oxidoreductase activity.